AUGAGCCAUCCACGCUAUCGUCAGCCCUCGCCGGACAACAGGAAUUUUGUUGAUCCCAUGAGAGCAUCUACCGGGAAUGUGAUACUGGGUUCUGAUAUGGAACCAUACAAUCUUCCUCGAGUUGACUAUGAUGGGUACUAUUCGUCAAGUGUCGCAGGAGAUCGAAACUUAGAACCGUAUUAUAAGAAUUAUUAUUAUCCAAAGCGGUCCUCUCACCCUCCUGAGGAUUUAAUUACUUCUCAUGCCUCUCGAUUGACUGACCAACCAUCCAUAACUCGAACCGAAUAUACUAUUCGCCCAAAAAGCAAUACGUUGUCCAUCACAGAUUCCAAUCUUCGUCCGCUAAAAGUCCCUAUACCGUCAUCACCAAACCGAUUGUUCGCGGGGUAUGAGGGUGGUCGUCCUUCACGUCCGUCAUCAUAUUAUGCCAAAAACGAAACUGAACGUUACAUUCUACCUUCAUCAUCUUUACCUUCAAGGUAUCGUCGAAUCUUUAGUUCUGAUGACAGAGAAGGUCGUCUCGUGCUUGAUGACAAAGAAAUACCGCCUCGUUCGGAGAAGGGGGGCAAUUUAAUUACCGGACGGAACUCGCAACAUGUUUAUCCAAUUCCUCCCCCCCUAAAUAAAUCACAGGAUAUUGACAUAGGAGAUUCUUACUCAUACACCAAUCCUGCAGAACAGUUCUAUAGGGACUUUGAGGCUACUCAAAGCUAUCGGCGUGAUAAUCCCGCUAGGAGAAAGGCAAGACCUUUGAGCUUAACUGGUUUGGAACGCUACCUGCCACAGAUUCCCAGAGACCCCAGAGACUCCGGCCCGCCGCCUUCUGCGAGGGGAUUUGACCGAAUUGGAAGAGGAGAAACUCGUCGGUCAUCAUCUCGAGAUAAUAAAGGUAGGGUAACUUCCUAUUCGCCUGAUAUUCGUCAAGGAAGAUCCAGAGCCCCAGUCUCUCUUCACCAGGACGGAGACAAAACUCCAAAGCAACAUGAGGAAUAUGAUGCCUUAAAGGAGUCCCCAAGUAACCGUCGAUCCUAUGCUGAUGAUGCUUCCAUAAAAGAUGGCCUCCACCAAAAGGCCAGAGAUGACGCGCGAUAUGGACAUAUCCCCAAAAUAGACACUAAUGUCAGAAGCACACGGGACAUAUCAAUGCCUGGUGGGCUUGCUACAGCCGGUUUAGCCAGCGGCUAUUCUGACGAAUAUCGAAGUAGAGGGUACGAAAGUGACCGAAGUGCAUCGCUAGACGGACGGAAAACUCGGGAUCUGGGUCGUGUUGCUAGCGCAAGACAGAGGAGUAAAGAGCAUUCCGAAAGAAAAACAGAUGAUGAACUCUCGGAAAUAGAAACGCGAAGUCUCAGAUAUCGAACGAAAGGACAUCCAGGACGGGCCUACAUGGAAGAAAGUGUUGAAAGACGCCACACAUACCAUAUCAAAGGCUACGAAAGCAAGAGCUCCGACUCCAGGAGACACAAUGUGUCCUCCAAGCGACACUCUGAUAAGCUCCUCACAAACAACCAUCUCGUUUCAACCCCCGCCGAUAUCACUGAUCAAAGGAAACCGUAUCAUACUGAAUUAGCUCGUCCCAAGGAACCCGAAGUUCCCCCCAAAAGUAUCCUCAAACCUCCGAGGGAAAAGUUUCCUGAAGAUCGCACCGCUGUGAGAGAAGGGGUUGCUCCUUUGAAAGAUGCAACGAAAAAAGGUAUUCCCCAAGGCGCACGUUGGACCAAAGUUGAUCGAAAACUUGUCAGUCCGGCAGCGCUACAAGGCGAACGUUACGAAGAACGCCCUGAUUAUGUGAUAAUCUUAAGAGUCCUGACAAAAGAGGAGAUUGAGGACUUCGCUAGAAAUACAGCAGAUAUUAGAGCUAGGUACGAGUCAUAUCGCCGCGAUCAUCGUAAACGUCGAGACGAUGAUGAACCUGACGAGGAAGACCGGAAAUCUCGUCUUGCUCUUGAACCUCCCCCUGAUGUAAGGCGUCGCUCGCCUCCUGGUUCCCACUCUUCUGAUUCACAUAAGACUCGUGCUUCACGGUCAUGA
Messenger RNA from Paracoccidioides brasiliensis Pb18, 2031 nucleotides. RefSeq lists its product as uncharacterized. The transcript is spliced from 2 exons. The record is from RefSeq and is a predicted model, not a curated record. Bases 1 to 2031 code for a protein of 676 amino acids.